Asparagus officinalis (garden asparagus) is the source of this 351-nucleotide messenger RNA. Its product is annotated as 3-oxo-Delta(4,5)-steroid 5-beta-reductase-like. NCBI's taxonomy places the organism in Eukaryota, Viridiplantae, Streptophyta, Magnoliopsida, Asparagales, Asparagaceae. The annotation marks the transcript as partial. The record is from RefSeq and is a predicted model, not a curated record. The transcript is spliced from 2 exons.
UGGGCAGGCGCAAUCGGCACCACCAAGAGAAACCUAGACACAACACCACCACGUCCACCCAACCCCCCGUACUCCUCUGUCGCCCUCGUGAUCGGCGCCACUGGCAUCCUCGGGACCAGCCCCCUUGACAUCCUCUCUAGACUCUUCCCUCUCUUCGACGUCACGUACCUCUUCUACGUUUCCACCGUCAUCCCUUCCACUCCCAAUCUUCAGCACGUCUGCCUUCAGACCGUCCGCAAACACUAUGUCACCUUUGAAUCCCUUGGCAAGAUCAAGCCCCACGAGCCCUGUUUCACGAGGACCUCGUCAGCCUCAACUGGAGCAUUUAUGUUGUUGUUUUAUGGGUUCUAA